AUAAAUGAGUCUACUCGCGCCAUGGCAUGGCGUAGUGUACUGCACUAUGUCAUGAUCUGCUUUGUGGCCCCGGCCCUUGUUUGAUAAAAUCACUACUGUAAAUCGUACUUGUACAGCCGUCGAUGGAGCAGGCAAUAAAUACGUGCGCUGGUUGAUAGGGGAGGUAGUUUGGAACGCUCUGGCUGGAGCCACAGCACUAGAGCGAGUAGAGCUAGAGCGGCCCCAACACGUAACCGUCGUUAGUCGUUUAGAGGAAAAUUACGGACACACUUUAGUAAGACAAGAAUAGACACAAUGGGUUCGUCCGUGAGUGCAGUCUGCAAGAGAUUUAUGAACAAGAAGGAGAUGCGUCUAGUGUUCAUGGGUCUUGAUGCAGCGGGAAAGACGACUAUAUUGUACAAGCUGAAGCUGGGAGAAGUGGUCACAACGAUUCCAACAAUCGGCUUUAAUGUGGAAGCAGUGGAGUACAAAAACGUCAGCAUCACGUCCUGGGACGUCGGUGGCCGGGAUAAGAUUCGUCCGCUGCGGAGACACUAUUACCAGAAUACCGAUGCACUAGUGUUCGUUGUGGAUAGCAAUGAUAGAGAGAGAUUGGAGUAUGCUCGCGAGGAGCUGCAUGACACAUUGGGUGAAGAUCAGUUGAAGGAUGCUACUGUAUUGGUGUUCGCCAACAAGCAGGACUUGCCGAAUGCCAUGAGCAAGGAUGAAGUUGUUGAUGGACUGGGACUCAAGGAGCUCAGGAGCAGGCAGUGGGCUGCGUUUGGUUGUACUGCAACGGCUGGUGAUGGUCUAUAUGAGGGGUUGGAGUGGCUUACCAGUGCACUGGCUAGUAGCGAGGUACAGAAGGCGGUCACAGAACCAGUGUCGCAAACAGUAACGGACGCCAAAGGCCUUUCAAGCAGUCUUCUCUCGCCAGUGUCACAUUGGUUCAAGCAAUUUAAAAGCAAUAAUGACUGGUUUUCUCAGAUAUCUACCACUACUGCUGUCAGCAACUCCAAUUAAACCUCGCUAGCAGCGUAUUCGUUUUGUACUGAGGCUGGUGUAAAUGGCACUCACCUCAAGAUAAUUAGUGUGAGUUUUGCCAACGUCUCACUAUAGUUCUUGCUUUUUGUGUAUUUGUAAUUUUAACUGCUUUGCUGAAAUGGAAUCAGGCAUAGUCCUGCACCCAUGUAUAUAUGAACUUGACCACCAGGCUUUACUAUAAAUACUACACGUGUUCAUCUCAUGCUUUAAACCCAUGGUGUUGCCCUGCAGUUGGCAGAUCCAGACCACCUGAAUGAUAGCUGACAGUACCAG
Molecule: messenger RNA, 1296 nt
Organism: Sycon ciliatum
Lineage: Eukaryota; Metazoa; Porifera; Calcarea; Leucosolenida; Sycettidae
Exons: 4
Coding region: 295-1002 (235 amino acids)
Biological process (GO): vesicle-mediated transport; intracellular protein transport
Cellular component (GO): cytoplasm
Molecular function (GO): GTP binding; GTPase activity
Source: RefSeq, a predicted model, not a curated record